AUGUAUGCAACUCGUACUACUGAUGAGAAAGUCGCUAUUGUACGACUUUUUUCAAAGUUUGGACGUGCAAUUGACGUACAAAGAGAGUGGCCCAAUUAUUUUGAUACAACUCCACCUCAUCUAACGACAAUUUCAUCAAUAAAUAGGAAGUUUGAUGAAGAUGGAACACUUGAAAGUUUACCACACAGUGGUCGCUCGUCAAGUGUGCUUUCUGAAGAAAAACUAGACGAGAUUGAAGAAAUGGUCACUGGUAAUCCACAACUGUCUAUUCGUCAAGGUGCCGCUCAAGCUGGUAUAAGUAAAAACAGUUACCAAGUAGGCAUGCAACGGUUACGGUUAUAA
Molecule: messenger RNA, 342 nt
Organism: Didymodactylos carnosus
Lineage: Eukaryota; Metazoa; Rotifera; Eurotatoria; Philodinida; Philodinidae
Source: the annotation of a GenBank genome assembly